AUGCAGAGGCGAUGGUUUCUGGGAAAGCGUGUGAUUUGUGCACUGCUCUUCUGCUUCGUUCUGCUCCUGUACCGUCAGGCCUGCAGGUCUCCGAGCCAAACCCGGUCCAGACGUCCAGCAGGGGAAGAUGCAUUCAAGGCUUUACUGCAGCAGCAUGAGCGGAGCUAUCUCCAGCACAGCAGGAACCUCACCAGACGGAUCUCACAGCUGAGAGCAGAGCUGCAGAGAUCCGCUGUGGAGCUCGAGGAACACAGCCAGUCCGAGCUGGAGGAGUUCCUGCAGAAGCAGCUCCGACGGGCCGAGGUCUUCACCGGAGAACGGCUGCUCAAUGAGUUUGCGGUGCUGCCGUUUGAGACCUUCACCCUCCGCAGGGUCUAUCAGCUGGAAAGCGGACUGGCCAGGCUCCCGGUGGAAAGUCCGGUUCGUCAGGACCGCAGGAACGAGCUAAACGAGGCAUUAGAAGCAGCGCUGCAUCUGCUAAACGAACCCCAGCACCGCAGGAUUUACUCUCCUCAACAUUUCUAUGAAGGAAUCUUUCGCACAGAGAGGGACAAAGGAACGUUAUAUGAUCUCACGUUCAGAGAAAACGGCGCUCCAGACUUCAGGAGGCUGGUGUUCUUCCGUCCGUUCGCACCGCUGAUGAAGGUGAAGGAGGAACUGAUGGAUGCGUCUCAGAUCCUCAUCAAUAUAAUCCUACCGCUGGCCGACACAGUGGACACAUUCAGACAAUUCGUGCAACAUUUCAGUGACGCUUGCAUUCAUCAGGAUGGACGGACGCAUCUCACCGUGGUGCUUUUUGGGUCAGAAAAGAUGCAUGAAGUGAAAAGAAUUCUGGAUGUAAUGUCAAGGAGAAUGAAAUACAGGAAUGUGACUCUGAUCCGUCUGAACGAAGCCUUCUCCAGAAGACGAGGCCUGGACGCCGGCGCUCGAGCCUGGAAGCGAAGCAACGUCCUCCUGUUUUUCUGUGAUGUGAACGUUCGGUUUAGCGCAGAGUUCCUGAACUCCUGCCGUAUGAACACAGAACCAGGUAAAAAGGUGUUUUAUCCAGUGAUGUUCAGCCUGUAUAAUCCAGAGGUCAUCUAUGGUCAGCACAUCCCUUCUGCUGAAGAUCAGCUGGUGAUCAAGAAAGAUUUUGGCUUCUGGAAGGAUUUUGACUUUGGGACGACGUGCCAGUACAGAUCAGACUUCAUCAACACAGGUGGAUUUGAUGUGAAAGGCGGAGCUACAGAAGAUGUUCAUCUCUACAGGAAGUUCCUCCACAGCAGUCUGAUGGUGGUUCGCGCUCCGUCACGCAGCCUGUUUCACGUGUGGCAUCCAACCGUCUGUCGCGCGCAUUUAUCCAGCGAGACCUUUAAACUGUGUUUGCAGGAUAAAGCACUGAACCAGGCGUCUCACAGUCAGCUGGGACAAAUCAUCUUCCACCAGCAGAUCAACAAUCAUCUGCACAAAUACAAGCAACACAAUAUCAAGUCAUGAGGAACAGAUCUGACGAUUAUUUAAAGACAAUGAUGAAAUAUGAACUUAUAUUGAGAUAUAAAUCACUUAUUGUGUUUGAGAUGAAGGACACUAGUAAGUUAUGUAGAGCUUUACAGCAGCAUUCAAUUUGUGUCAUAAUUAAUUUGUUAAAUCUCUCACUAGAAUGAAACCGAAUAACAUUUAAAUCUGUUAAUCGAUCAAAAACAACUGAGAUUUAAAUCUGUUUAUGGAACAAAAUCGACUGACAUUUAAAUACUUUAAUUGAACAAAAUCGACAAACAUAUAUAUCUGUUAAUCAAACAAACCCGUUUGACAUUUAAAUCUGUUAAUCGAACAAAAUCGACCAACAUUUAUAUCUGUUAAUCGAAUAAAA
This is a messenger RNA of Onychostoma macrolepis, 1849 nucleotides long. RefSeq names its product chondroitin sulfate N-acetylgalactosaminyltransferase 1b (gene csgalnact1b). Gene Ontology annotation, molecular function: glucuronosyl-N-acetylgalactosaminyl-proteoglycan 4-beta-N-acetylgalactosaminyltransferase activity. Gene Ontology annotation, cellular component: Golgi cisterna membrane. The record is from RefSeq and is a predicted model, not a curated record. Lineage: Eukaryota; Metazoa; Chordata; Actinopteri; Cypriniformes; Cyprinidae.